Molecule: messenger RNA, 351 nt
Organism: Actinia tenebrosa (Australian red waratah sea anemone)
Lineage: Eukaryota; Metazoa; Cnidaria; Anthozoa; Actiniaria; Actiniidae
Product: bursicon-like
Source: RefSeq, a predicted model, not a curated record
AUGGCCGUUCUACUAAAGUCUCUUACAAGUAUAGCUUUACUAUUAGGAGUUAUUCAAGUCAUUACAUGCCAGUUCGACGGGAUGAAGAUAGAAUGUAAACCCAAAGACGUCACUGUUACUCUCAGUCAUCCCGGCUGUACUCCAAAACAAGUCGUUGUAUCAGCAUGUGAGGGAACCUGUAGAUCUCUAAGCUACAUUCUGAUGAAAAGACCGUGGUUUGAUACUCUCUGUGAAUGCUGUAAACGGACGGGAACAACCAAGAAACGAGUCAAGUUAGAUUGUAAGGGAACAUCGCACACUAAAGAAAUUCGUUCCKCAAGUGGCUGUAAAUGUCAACAAUGCAAGUUUUAG